This is a messenger RNA of Callorhinchus milii (elephant shark), 10139 nucleotides long. It is a transcript of the gene ice1, whose product is annotated as KIAA0947-like (H. sapiens). Lineage: Eukaryota; Metazoa; Chordata; Chondrichthyes; Chimaeriformes; Callorhinchidae. The transcript has 19 exons. The record is from RefSeq and is a predicted model, not a curated record. The coding region runs from base 82 to 7317 and encodes 2411 amino acids.
GUCCUGAGUGGCUGUGGGUCGGGUCGGGUUGUGUCGGUCGGCGGCUGAUGACGCAGGGCGGUGCUGCCCGCACUGAGCGAUAUGAUGCCGGGGGAGGCUCGAGCUGCCCCCGCGCCAGCGACCGUCACCCCCGCCCCGUGUCCCAACUGUGACUCCCUCAGAGAGAAUUUGAAUGAAUAUGUAACUGCAUUAAUUGCAAUGAAGCAAAAAAUUGUUGAGACAGACCAUAUUCUCACAGAAUACCAGAAAAAGUGUGAUGAACUCCAAAAAACUGAAAGAGAGUGUAAAACACUUCGACAUCAAAUGGAUGAGUUGUUGGAAAAAUGUACGCUUGUGGAGAAAUGCAAGGAUGAGAUGAAGACCAUGAGGAUAGAGCUGGAGGAAAAGAAGAGCUCAAUUAAGAUGUACCAACAGAAUUACUCAGAAUAUACUGUAUUGAAACAAGAACAAGCAAAACACGAUAUGCUGAAGAAGAAAUUGGAAGCACGGCUAAAGAAACUGGAAGAAACAACAACAAAGCAAAAUGCAGACCUGAAAGCAGUGAAAAAAGAGAAAUUGUCACUGGAAAAGGCUUUAAGGAAAACUCAGAAAAAACUAAUGGAUCAGCAGGAAAAUGGCAUAAAAGUUUCAAAGCAGGUGCAGAACAGGAAGAUCAAUGAACAAGCACUGCAUACAAUAGAUAAAAAGAAAGUGAAAGAAUUGCUGGAAGAGGUAUGGAAGUGUAUUGAAAAACCCAGUGCACAAACGACCCCGGACAAGGAGGACGUAUACAGCCCAGCCGAACGAAGGAGUUCACGGAUUAAAUCUAAACUGAGGAACAGUUUAUUUAAUCCAAGCAACAGCAGUCCACUGGAAAUCGCAGAGCUAUCAAAGUCUUUGCCCUCACCUCAGCUUAAAUGCGACGACGAAGAAAAUAGAUUUCACAUCGAGGUGGACGAGAGUAUGAAUGAUGAGGGACUGAAAAACAUUAGUGACCGUGCCUUCUACGAUGACAGAACUGUUGAACUGACUAUCCAGAAAGAUCCAGCUGACUGUCAGUACAUUUCUGGAACUGAUACUGAUGAUGAUGAUGAUGCUGAGCAAGAAUCUUUAAGCCAACAACUACAAGAGAUACUUGAUUGGACUGAGCCUCUUCCUCCACAAUUGUCUCCAUUACCAUGUUCGCCUUCAGCUAAAGAGGCACGUCUGAGCAAAGUGCAAGCUUUGUUUGGAAAUAUUACAGAUUCAAGUGAUGAUGAGGCUGGCGAUGUAUCUGGAGGAACCUACAAUGGUGGUGAUCUGGACACUGGCACUGCAGCUGAACCUCUGGAUGUGUCUGUGUGCAUUGAGCCGCCAAACCCAGACCAAACACCAAAGGUGGAAGCAAUCAUUCUCCAAAGUGUUACCAAAGGGAAGCCAGCCAGAAAAACAGAUUGCUCAGAUACAGAAAUGGGUGAUUUGAGUCAGUCCAGCUUGAUGGAAACUGAAACAGAGAGCAAAUUGGUGGAGAGCGAAUUGUUAGUUCCUUGUUUGACUGCUGGAGAAAUACAGUGUAAAAAUCUACAGUUGGAAGAUGAAAAAGAAGUAGAAAGUACAGUUUUGUUUCAGGGAGAUGUGAAGGAAUCCAAUGCACCAGCGAUUUCAGAAACACAGAGUACUGAUUCUGCUGUUGCACAUGAUGCUAUUUAUAAAGAUCAAUUACCAUCUCCUCAACAUGAUCACGGUAAUGGUGGCAGCAGUGCACAUGUUGGCAAUACAGAAGUUUCAGGAGACAUUGCAGAUUCAUUGAUAUCUAGUUACCAAAGGAUAGAACUUGAACAUGAAAGAACUAUGCCAUGUAGGAAAGAAGAGAAUGGAUUAGAAGCUGUUCUUCAAGUAGAGAAAGAGGGUGAAAUCUUACUACAGGAAAGCCGUGCAUGUGAACUGAAUACUGAACCAAUGGAAAUGGAAGAAGUUCAUUCCAAUACUUUACCAUUCGAUACUGAAUGGGUAAAAGCUUCAGUUAAACCCUUUGUUACAAAUGCUGCCCAAACAGAAUCUAUGGCAAAGAAUGAGGGUGAUGAAGUGCCACAUCAAGAAUUGGAAAGUAUAACAUCUGCCUGUGAUCCAAUUGAGUUGGACAAGGGUAGUUCUACUUCUGUUAUAGAAUUAGAAGGUGUUAAAUCCAAUGGGUUUGCACCUGUAGACCCCGAAUAUGAGCGUAGAGUAAUUCCAGUGUGUGAAAUGGAGCACACCAAAAUUCAAUUUAUGACGAAGGAGAAAACGGUGAUGGUAACCCCCCUACCUAAGCCUGAGUAUUCUGCGAUGACUGAUGUUGUGGAGGACAAGAUAAAAGAAUGCAUUUUCAGGGGGAAGAAUGAAAUGGGAGAAGUUAAUUCAAACUGUGGUAUGUCUGAUAGUCAAAAAUAUUCAUGCAGAGUAACUUCAGUGCAAUCCUCUACUGAACUCAUCCACACGGAGUAUACGACAAAGGAGAGAAGCCCACUUCAUAAAAUGGAGUCGACAGCAUCUUUCCUUCAAGAGUUUGACCACUAUGCAGCAGCUGAUGCUGCUCAGGAUCAGUUCAAGGUUGAUGUUUCUACAGAUGAGAUAGAGGGAGCCAGUCUAGGUAGUUUCACACCUCACAGUCAAAAUGGGGAUAAAUCUGAAGCAAUGUUAGUGGAGUUCUCUGAUGUCAAACAAUCUGAGCCAAAGUCUGAAAGAAAAAAAAGCCAAAUAGUUCCUUUGCCAGAGUUUAAUUGUUCAGUGCAAGCUGGUGCUGCUGAGUCCUCUGAUGCCGAGGUGGCCCAAGAAGAGUGUUCAACAAGGGAGAGGAAACAACUUUGUGAAAUGAAACCAGCAGUAGCAGGGAGACAAAUCAUGCAGAUUGUUUCUGCAGAACAGCUGCCUUUACUUCCUGCAUCUGACUGUUCUGUGCUAUCUAUUUCUGCUCAGAACAACUUCAAAGAUUGUUUUUCUAAUAAUGAGGUAGAAGAGGUCAAUCCCAGUAGUUCUAUAUCUGCUGGUCAGGAUGCUAAAAGCGCAGUGGCUUCUGCCCAUACUUCCCCUAAGCAGAAUUGGGGAGAGUUUACAAUGAGAGAGGAAAAAGACACUGCUAACUUGAUGGAGACACUUCCUGCAUCAGACUGCUCUGUGGUAGCUGGCCUGGCUCAAGACAAAUCUAUGGAUUAUAGUUCUUCUGAGGAUCUCUCCAAACAGAGGGUCGAGCCUGUCGAGUUUGGUUCUACUGAGGACCUGCCCAACAUGAGGGAUAAGUCUGUAAUGUUCAAUUCUACUGAGGAUCCAGCCAACCAGAAAGACAAGUCUGUGGAGUUAAGUUCUACUGAGGAUUUAUUCAACCAGAGUGUCAAGUCUAUGGAACACAGUUUUACUGAGCAACUGUCUCACCAGUGUGAACAGCAAGAUUUAUUCACUGUAAUCUCUGAAUUGAGGGAAGAAUCCACCAUUUUGGGUGUGGGGGACAGUAGCAAAGGUGUGCUUGUUGAGAUGAGAACAGUAGAAGAGGUGGUGUGUGAAAAUCCAUUCUGUGAACUGAAUGAAGAAAAAGACCAGCUAAAGAAAAAAGAAAAUGAGGGGAGUAAUUUCAGCAAUGAGGAUGGUGCUCCAAGGGAUUUGGAUAAUCAAUCGUCUUCUGAGCAGAAGAUAACAGAUUGUGUUAGAGCUUAUACUUUUGCAGAUGAAUCUGAAGGUCCAAAUGUGUCAUUGGAUAGUGUUGGACAAGAAUGCUUUACUGAGGCCAGGGAGAAGAAACCAAUCGAUAACCAUACAGAUAAUAACGUAGUCUAUUCCAAACUAAAUGUAAAUCCAGAAAAAAGUACAGACUUAGCUUUGAAAAGCAGGGAAGUACCUUUUAAUGACCAGGAAACAUUAUCCCUUCAGCCAUUAUGCACAGCUCAGAAUUGUGAGACAAGUGAAGAUGCUCAAAGCUUGGAACCAGAGAAACCAGUGUUGGUUUUAAAAGUCAGGAGUAAAAAGCACUCUGAGUCUAUGACUCCUGAGGAAUCACCUGUUGAAGCUACAGAAGUGAAUAGCAAUGAACAACACAGAACCAGUAGCCACAAAGAAGCUGGAACAGAGACUGCACCAACAACUGAAAAUACGAAUUGUUGGUCAGAGGGUCACAAAGCUGAUCAUGAUGUUGAUCGUUUCAUUGAUAAAUGUGGCGAGUUGCGCCUUGGUUCCCAAAAUGUACCUGACUUAAAAGAAAGCAUCUUCAAUGAGGAAAUUGUAGCAACUUCUGAAGAAGAGUUCAUCAACAUUCCUCUUGAUAGGCCAAUCCAGAACGUGGAAUGGAGUAACAUGGAGCUGACAGAAACAACGAGUAACCUUUUACAAAUUGUCUGUGCAGUAAUUGAGCUGGAAACGGACGCUGACUCAAAAGAAAACAUUGAGGCAGAUGAAGAUAGCACAGAUGCCAUAUCAGUGGGGUGUGAAACUCCACCUAUAAAUUCAGGUAACUCUAAGCUAAACAUUCACCCCAUUGAGACUUGGACUGAAUUAUUGCCGAAGACCAACACAUUGUCAGAAUGCAGUGAAUCAGGAAAAAGUAAUUUACCUGCAAAUUAUAAUUCCCAGAAUAAAUCGCAAGGAGGCAUGGACAAGUCUGCAGGAAGUUGUUCUGAUACUGAGAGCGGCCUUUGUACAAAAGAGCACUUUAGCGUCCAAAUGAAUGAGGAAAAUACUACAACUGUCGAGGAAAUGCCUGGAUCCAUCUCAUACGAUCAAAUAGCAGAUAGUUCUACACAUGCCAAUGAAACUGAAAAGAAAAGCUGCAGCUGCAUGUCAACCACACAGAAAGUGGACUCCUCUUCGCAGACUGAACUGUCAAUUAGUAGUAUGGAACACACGCUUAACAUCAACAGAGACCCAUCGACUGUUGCUUUGCCCGCCCCGGAGAUGGAAGUUGAUGAAAAAGGUAAUGGGAGGUGUGAGUUAGAGACAAGGAGCUCUCAGUGUAGUGGCUUGUGGAACCCAACCUUUCUCAAUGAUGCUUCUGAUACUGGGGCAUCUGGUGAGCCAUCUAUGCUGCUCAAAAACAAGGUGUUUGAAAGCACACUGGAUGACCCAAUGGCCGCAAACACAAUUGAAAUUUCAGAUUGUGAGCCAAUUCCCAGGAAGACUAGAAAAGGCAAGAAGCUGCGGCUGGACAAGGAUUUGCUCCUCACUUCAACUGACAAAAUUCAGAAUGACCAGCAAACUGGCAGCAAUGCAAAGAAGUUCAAGGUUGGGACUGUCAAGCGCCGUGUCACUUCGAGAGUGAAGAGCAGAGGUUCAGACCAUGAGAGUCUACUUAGGGAAUCUCAGACUGACACUUCUGUAUCACCACUGAGUGCAGGUAACAUCCACAAAGUUAUGUUAGAGAUGGGGCAGCCUUUGCCCCCUCUGCUAGCUCCACUUGUAGCUACACCACCUCGAACCACAGCAAGAAUCAGACCUUUGAUUUUAGCUUCAAAUGUACGGUCUGUGCAUUCGCCUGUGGAUGAACUGUCCUUUUCCUCAGUGGAGCUCCCAAAGCCUUGUUCCGUUUCACCUCUGUUUGAUCAGGCUCGUCAGAAAUCUCCAUCUGUACACUCUCCGUCCCCGUUAGAUUUUGCAAGGAAUGAAAGAAUCCAGUCCUCGCCCUUGCAGUUUUGUACUGCUACCCCAAAACACGCAGUUCCUGUUCCUGGGAGACUACCUCAGUCUGCGUCAGCAACCGUAGCUACAAGUCUGCCUCAGGAGAACUCAGUCAAAAUCCUGGAUGCAAUGUAUCCCAACCUUUCAGCCCGUGCCAGGACUUUAAAUAUUCUCCGUGGGAACGUUCAACUCAGUAUGCGUGGGCCUCCAGACGGAGAGAGCCAAGCCGGGGCCGUGAACCAAAUUGUGGGAUUCAAAGCAAUCAACUCAACUGCAACUGCAUUUGUAAAAGCAGGGAACAACUGCAGAUCUGAAUGCAGAAUGAACAAGGAGCGUGCAACGGAUCCAGAGCAGAAACAGCUAGUAGUUGCAAGUGUGACUGAGAAGGGAGAUACUCCCAAAGAAGAGAAGGUUGCUGCCAAAAGAGCUGCGGAAAACCUUGUUGGGAAAAUGCCUAAAAAAAUAAAACUAGCACAGGGUGUUGAGAAUGCAGACCAUCCUUCUCCUAUAGUUGCCUCAAAUGAGUCCUCUACUGCAGUUGCUGCUGGCACAACCAAACCAUUCCACAAUGAGUUAGCAGAACAGAAACCCCACAAUAAAGCUAGUCCUGAACCUUCCUCCCUGCCACCAGAACAACCCGUUAAGUCCAGUGAAGAGGCUGUGGUCUGUGCAUUAGCAAAACUUGCUCAGUCCUGCUUUGAUCUGCUCCCAGUUAUUCGCAGCCACAUAUUUGUUGGGAAUAUUCCUUCACUCCCAGUGCUGCGAGAUGAAGAGAAGCAAGUGAUUAGUGAAUUUAGUGAAAAUAAGGAGUUAUCAGAAGCUUUACUUCUGGCAAUUCAAGAGAAACUGAAGACUGAGAGAUUAACUCUCGAUAUCAACUAUCUACAUGCACUUUGUCGAGUUUAUACAGCAAUCUGCCGACAGCAAGGGGAUUUGGAAAGAGCUCGCAUCCUUUGCUUUGAUAUUCUUAGAGAAGAUUUUCCAGAUUCAGACAAACUCAUACUAUUUAUCACCAGUGUCUGGAAGAAUAUAUUCUCUAUGCGGGGACCACUUAACAAGGCUAUGCAAGUUGUUGCCAGGCAACGUGCCAAAGACGAUGUUUUGCAGUGUUUGACCGUAUACCUCGACUGGCAGAAGAAUCCACCCCUGAAUGCAAGUCAGUUGGUUUCGAGUUUCUUGGUGGCAAUGCAGAGGAGUCCCACAAUAAAAUUUCAAGCUCAUGAGGAAUUGGGGACGGAUUUCAAUAGUGUUAUGUGGGAGCUGAUCUUUGCUAUCGAUCUCCUGUGUUCCCAGCAGCCCUGGUGUUUGACGCACGACAAUGUCAUCAGUAAAGAGUUGUGGCCUCUGAUGGAUAAAUGGGUGAAGCGCAGAAAAGGAAAAGCAUAUGUUCUACACAUUCAGGAUGUCACUGUUGGAGCUGUGCUGAGACUUAUUGGUCGGCUGGGUAAGCAUGGAAUAACAAAGGGAUAUACGAGCAAAGUAAAGCAUCUGUCUGUAGUGAUGAACCUUUUCCUUCAGCAAUCCAUGAAAGAGGGUGUCCCAUGGUCAGUGCAGAUAGCAGCUGCGCAAGCAGUUUAUGAGCUGGCUCCAAGUAACCUAGAGGAAGCUUUAGAGACACUGAAAGGUUGGAAGGCGACAGCCAUCGAAGCACUCCCUAGUUCAGUGUCUCAAUACAUUGCAGAGCUGGAGACUUUCUGUGAAGGAUUGAACACCACAACAUGAAAUCUUAAAGACUGCAGCCUUCGGAAAUGAAAGUCUCAACAUUCAAAAGUGAUCAGUUAUUGGCUAUCUAAUGUAAAAUAUGGCUUUUUCACAUGAAGCUAUUGAAGUACCACAAAUUGUUUUACCAAGGAAUUUAUGCCUAUAUUAACAUUUAAGUAUUCCUAGUAACCAACCUAUAAAUGAUAUAGCCUGGGAUUGUGCUGGUGAUCUCUUCAAUGUGAAGGUAGGUUUUCAGCGAAACCUUCCAAGGAUGUUUAAAGGACAUUUGUGGGUGUGUGUUAAAUAUGCAGUACCACACAGUUUGUCUUUAGAUUAUUUUUAAAAAAUUCCCCUUGUCAAAAAAGAAACAUUAUUUAUUACAAAGUUUCUCCAGAGAUUUUUUCAAAUAAACAUUGUGAAAUGCAAUGUAAUGGACACCUUGCCAGGAAGCUUGAUAUGUGCUGCUUUUUGUUUCAAAAUGUUAAUUAGGUCACAAACUGUUUGAUAGACUUGCACAAUUAUUGAUUCAUGUUUUAAUGCCUGUCGGCGAAUGGAAGUACUAGUUAGAAAGCUGUACGCUCUUCCGAUGACUCAGCAAAUUUACACAGGGAGUUAGUAGUUUAGCCUAACUCACUGUAUAAAUAUACUCUUGAUACUACUAUACACUAUAUAGUAGUAUUAAGCGCUCCGAGAUGUUGUCCACAUCCCUCCAUCUUGCCCCCUCUCUCACCCCUGAAGAAUUCCUUCUUUGACUGUGCCUUCAGUCACCUCCCCUCUCUUUCCAGCUCAGCGCCAAAUCACACUGCAGUACGCGCUCCCAGAUGUUACCUGCAUGAAGGGCGCUAUAUAAAUGCAAGUUGUUAUUGUAGCCAAAGGUCUCAGGUUUCAUACCCAGUCUUGUCAGUUAGAUGAUCACACCCAAGGCAGCUUUAAGCUUGCUACAAUUGGCUUCAGUGACCCUAGUUACAAAGGGGAAAUUAAUACUGGGUAAACACUGCUGGCCACUCUCCAGGAUUCUCUACUUGUUCAUCUUUUAAUCGUAGUUUGAACGAAAAACUAAAAGUUGUAAAAACUCAUUCCAAAAGUUCAUGCUGCAGCAGAUUUUUUCUGUCCUCUCCUCUGUUUUCCUCCAUCUUUCCUGGCUUCCCUGGGGUCUCUAUGGUUAAAUAGGGUGGAAUGAAGAUAAGCAAACCAGAUCAGACAGUUAUCUAAUAUCUGGAGCAGCAGGUAUGGUGCUACAAUUGGCCCUUGUAUAGACUGGAGGAGGGGAAUGGAGAGAAUUAGGCCAAGGUCUGAUUGUUGUUCACUGAUUCCCACUGAAAAUUGUGUGUGCACCAGUGUAUGCAUAUGUGCGCACACCUAUGAGUUUGUGUCUGGGCACCCAUGCAGUAUAUUUGCAUGGUCAUCGGUUGACUACAGGAUGUUUGGCUGUGAUGCCCCCACACAAGUCGAAUAAGAAUGAAUCCAGGAGAGUUAAUGAGACUCGUAGAACCAUACACCAAAUUACCACCUGCAGCAUGAACAUUUGUAAUUUUUUAGUUUAUUUUUCAUUUGAACUAUACAAUAAUGUAAGUGUUUUAGGACACAGCAAAAAAACAUUUCCACAAUAAUAUGGUGUCAUCGGCGUUUCAACAUUGAGUUCCUUCCUAUUACAAAUUUCUCCACUCCUCCUAAAGACAUUAUAAUAAUAAUCCUUGCAUUUGAUAUAGCACCUUAUCACAUUGUUGAGAUGUCUCAAAGCGCUUCACAGAAUAUCCUGUAAAGUAGGUUGACUGUAUAUUUUGUGGGCGAAACAUAGUAGCCAUUGAAUCCUGCUGGAAUACUCUAUAAAUGUCACGAGAAGAUGGGAUGGGGAAGAGAUAUGUGAUGGCCUCUUUUCAUAGUCCCAGUGAGUUUGAAAUAUCAAAUUUGACUCCAAUAGUCUUCACAUUACUGUUUGUUAUUUUUUCUUACCUUACAUGUAAUCAAUGAAACGGUCACUACCUAUUGUCUCAGUUCUGUAAAUUAUCAAAUUCUUUGCUUAAAGAACUACUAACUGGGAAUGGUGGGAUAUAAAAGCUAAUCCACUGAGAGGCACUUAGGUGUUGCACACAAGUCUGAAUGGUUAGGCCAUUAGGUUCUUAACUUCCUAAAUAAACUAAAUCAGGCAGCACAAUGCUUGCACAGCAAGGAGCACCCACGGCAUAGGGUUAAGGAUGCAAUCUUCCAACAUGUCACAUUAAUUCACAGUAUGUCCAGUUGGUAACUAUUAGUACUACACUUCACAGUUUCAUUUGGUGCAAUAAUCAUAAUACAGAAUUUAUGGUGUUAAAAAUGCUGAGGACUUGUCAAGAUCCCACAGAGAUCACCCAACUACAGCAUUACAAUGUACUUUGAAUGUAAAUCAACCAACUGAAAGUAACCCAUUUCAUCAGGCCACAACUGCAACAUGUGAUUCAAGCAGCAACAUUUGUCACUAAGCUCCAUUCCAGAUUUAUGCAGGAAAAAACUUGUAAAUAUACACAUAUUGCAUCUUCCAGUUCAUUUCCUAGCAGAGGUUAACCCCUAUGUUGGUAGAACUUUGUACAUAUUGUUGUUCAUAAUGGAAAACUGUACUUUUUUCCCUCUGUGAAUGCUUGUAAUUAGAUGAAACUUUGUUUCAGAAUAUUUUUGUUCCGUUUGGGAAUGCUCUAUUUGUACAAAGUCACAGGUGCAAUGUGGAACUUUGGUUGUGUAUAAAAAAUGCCUAUUCAAUAAAUCUGUAACACAUCUGUUGACUUUUUUUUAAGAUUUAUAACAUUUUUGUAUACAAAUUCUUGGAUUUUCAUGUGCAGCCUUUUUUAUAUUAAAAAAAUGUUGAAUCA